AUGGCGUCGCAAACAGACACGAACAUUCUGAUCGUCGGCGCCGGUACCUGGGGCUGCUCCAUUGCACUCGAGCUCGCCAGACGAGGCCACACCGACAUCACAGUGCUCGACGGCGGCUCGUUCCCCUCGGCCAUCUCCGCAGGCAACGACCUUAACAAGAUCGCAGAAGAAGCGAAUGAGCCGUCCCAAGAUGACUCCGACGAGGACUACUUCUGGCACCGCGUGCACCAAAUGGCUAUGAAGGCGUGGAAGCACGACCCUUUGUUUGCACCCUUCUACCACGCCACCGGCUUCAUCGAUGCUGCCGUGAACGAGGAUGCUUACCAGCGCUGCGUCGGGUACGCGAAGAGCGAAGACGCUACACUGGUUCCUCUGAACACGAAGGAAGAUUUCCAAAAGACGAUGCCUGGCGGUGUUCUGCAAGGCGACUUCCCAGGCUGGCGCGGGUUCUGGAAGCAAGGCGGCGCAGGCUGGGUCCUUGCGAGCGGUGCUAUGAAGGCAAUGCAUGCAGAGGCUACCAAGCUGGGUGUGCGAUUCGUGACUGGCGGUUCAGAAGGCAAGGUAGAGGCGUUGCUCUUCAACCUGGACCAGAGCGCGGUAUCUGGGGCACGUACAGCUGAUGGCACUUUUCACAGUGCGAAGCACACGAUACUGUCUGCCGGCGCGAACAGCGACCGCUUACUAGACUUCAAGAAUCAGCUUCGACCCACAGCCUGGACACUCGCACAUAUACCUCUGUCGGUUGACGAAGCAGCCCUAUACAAAGAUCUCCCCGUCCUGUACGGUGUCGACCGUGGCUUCUUCAUCGAGCCAGACGCCGAGAAGCACGAGAUGAAGCUCUGCGACGAGCACCCAGGCUACAUCAACCCAGUGAUGGAGAAGGACAAGUUCCGCUCCGUCCCCGUCGCGCGCCACCAAAUCCCCAUCGAGGCCGAGACACGCAUGCGCCUCCUCCUGCGCGAGACGAUGCCGCAGCUCGCCUCUCGCGCGUUCAGCUUCGCACGCCUGUGCUGGGACGCGGAUACAGUCGAUCGCCGGUUCCUGAUCGACCGGCAUCCUGAGGUGGAGAACCUGACUGUGGCUGUGGGUGGUUCGGGCAACGGCUUCAUGACGUGUCCUGCGAUUGGCGUGUUGGUAGCAGACGUCCUGCAGCGCGAGGGCGAGGUCGAAGAGCGUGUGAGGAAGAUGCUGAGAUGGAGGCCCGAGACGGCGGUGGAUCGGGACUGGUGGGACUCGCAGGGACGGUAUGGGGCUGAUGCUAAGGUCAUGGAUUUGAGGAAUGUGCAGGAGUGGACGAGGAUAGGGGUGAGAGGUUGA
Molecule: messenger RNA, 1317 nt
Organism: Ascochyta rabiei
Lineage: Eukaryota; Fungi; Ascomycota; Dothideomycetes; Pleosporales; Didymellaceae
Exons: 1
Coding region: 1-1317 (438 amino acids)
Molecular function (GO): saccharopine oxidase activity; sarcosine oxidase activity; flavin adenine dinucleotide binding
Source: RefSeq, a predicted model, not a curated record